Messenger RNA from Ilex paraguariensis (yerba mate), 383 nucleotides. The record is from the annotation of a GenBank genome assembly. Lineage: Eukaryota; Viridiplantae; Streptophyta; Magnoliopsida; Aquifoliales; Aquifoliaceae.
GUUAUCAUUCAAAGUUUAAGGGAGUCUGGUGUUUUUAGCUCUGUUAUAGCAUCUGCCCCAUUAACUCUCUCAAAGGAAAGUAGUAACUCAUCCAGAGCUGCUGCCUCUAACUCACUUCCCUUAAAAAAGAUUGGUAGAAGUAGAGAGUCUCAAGCAACUGCUAGGAGGGCUUUAGAGAAUGCAGCUGCCGCAACUCAUGAAGCAGCGGUGCCACCUUUGUCUCCGCCAGGUAUGGAUAGGGACUUCAUAAUCGAAGCAUGAUAGGUCUCCACUCAUGAUUGUUGCUGCUUUUCUUCCUCCUAUCAUUGUGGUGGUCAAAGAGAACGCGUAAUGAUGGAGAAGUCUUCGAGCAAGCAUAUUUGUGGUUGGAGUUCAUUCUUGGU